This is a messenger RNA of Benincasa hispida (wax gourd), 961 nucleotides long. RefSeq lists its product as uncharacterized. The record is from RefSeq and is a predicted model, not a curated record. NCBI's taxonomy places the organism in Eukaryota, Viridiplantae, Streptophyta, Magnoliopsida, Cucurbitales, Cucurbitaceae.
UUAAAACCCCUUCCCUUUUCCCCUCCAUAUUUCAACACAAAAAAUAAAUAAAAUUCAUUUCAAUCAUGGACUCAACCACCUUCCUCCGCCGUGGAUUCUCCCCAGCACCACCACGUCUCCCGACCACCGCUUUGCUUACGAGACGACUUCCAUUGUCCUUCCGCUGCAAUGUGUCUUCGAUUCAUCUCUUGGUUGAGAAAUCAAACGAGAAUUACAAUAAAUAUAGAAGGUGUAACAAGAAUAAUAAUGGCAUUGACAUUGAUAUACACUGCUUUAAAGUCGUCCCACCAUCGUCUACCUCGAAGGGCGGUGGCAACUUUCCUUCUCCAAAUGCCAAAAUGGCCUUGCAGUCGCUCUUCUGCUUCUCUUUUGAUAACGCUGUUGAACCGCAUACAAAAGAUAUAACAGGCGAAAAGAAAAGAGCAUUACAAGCAUUGUUAGCUCAAAAUCCUGUUCAGGCAGAGAAGAUAAUGAGGGAUUUGUACCAAAAAUAUCAGAAAAAUCGCAAUGGGCAGAUUAGAUAUGAUGCUACUUUGGCCUUCAUACAAGUUCUCAUCCACUUGGGAACAAAUGAAAGCUUGGAUGAUGCUAUUAAAAAAUUGAACGAGAUAGAACUGAUACCCGACAAGCCAAGUGAUGCAAGGCCUUCUCUCUACCGAGCUAUUAUAUAUACCUUAUUAGACGAAAUUAAGGACGCUAAAACUUUUUGGUGGACUUACACAGGCUAUAUAGGCACCGGACCCAAGCAUCGAUAACAUUGUAAUAAUUUUAUAUCCUUUUAUAUGGGGAAAAUAAUUUGUAUUUUUCACUUCUUUUUCUUUAUUAUUUAUUAUUUGUGCUAUACUUUGUUUAUGUACUUUAAAAAAAAUAUAAUUUUCCCAAGUCCAUGCAUUUCCCCAAAUUUCUGUAUGUAAUUCAAGUACUUUUGGAAGAAUCCCAAUAAAAAGCCCAUUUUGUUGUA